UUUUUUUCCUUGCAACCAAAACGAGUUUUUGAAUUAAUUGUCAGAAUAAGGUGGGCAUUUUGUGGGUUGUAGGAAGGAUGAAUUACAACCGUUAACUUCCACGAACUUCCUCGACUCAACCAACAAAUCCACAGACAACAAGAUCCCAUAUGAAUUCGAGAACAUGCAUGGAUUUGCUCAUUCUCUCACAUCGCCCUCAAUUCUCUGCUUAAACCCACACGCCAUUUCCCCGCCAAAAUCGACUUCUCCGCCUUUUCUUCCCAAAUUUCGGCAUGGGCAUAACGUCGAACACAUUGCACGCGCACCUGAGGCCUUCUUCCGCAGUCACACUCAGCACCUCAAAAAGAAAAGGAUAGGAAAUCACAGAGGUUCCCCCAUCAGAGCGAGUGGGAAGGAGUCGCCUUACGAGGUUCUGGGAGUGUCUCCGUCUGCUUCUACCAAAGAUAUAAAGAGGGCUUACCGGAAACUUGCUCUCAAGUAUCAUCCUGAUGUAAACAAGGAGGCUGGUGCUCAAGAAAAAUUUAUGCGGAUUAAGCAUGCAUAUAACACACUGCUGACCUCUAAAUCCAGAGGUAAAUAUGAUGCUGGCAAACAAGGAUCUGAUUAUUCUUAUUCAUCUGGAGGAGGUACAAGGACUAGAGAAGCUGAAGAAGAAUUCUAUGGAUUAGGUAACCUUUUGAGGGAUGUCCAAAUAACAAUAGGGGACUUCUUCAGAGAUCUUCAGGAAGAAUUUCGCAAUUGGGAGGCAACUGUUGAUACUCAAGGAAAGCCAAAGAGCUUAUGGGAAGAGUUGUCGGAAAUCGGAGAAGAGUUUGUUGAGUUCUUGGAGAAAGAGCUCAACAUUACAGAUGCAGAGGUAGUUGAAAACAAUGACAAAAAGUCUUCAAAGGGCUAUGAAUCAUAUGGAACUAAGGGCGCUGCAAAUGCUGACCGGAAGGAGGCUGAUAAAGGAGGCGGCAGCAUCAACGACAACAUAGAUGAGAUUGAAGCAGCCCUUGCCCAACUAAAAAAGGAACUGGGUCUGUAAGUGGGAAGUUUAGAUUUUUUCCUGAUGCAGUUGAGAAUUGUGAGUACGCCACGAAUGCUAUGGCUCGUGCAGGUUCAGUCAGAAUAUCCAGUUGGCUCUUGACACACAAACAAUUGUGUGGUAAAGCAUUCUUGUGUUUGUAUAAUUGCAUCAGAUUAUUGAUUUGAAGAGAUGGGUGCUAGCUGUACUGUAUAGUAUGUGUAGAUUGAUGGUAUUUACAGAAAUUUCAACUUUUUUUCCUUGGUUUUA
Salvia miltiorrhiza (redroot sage) is the source of this 1276-nucleotide messenger RNA. RefSeq lists its product as uncharacterized. The coding region runs from base 164 to 1027 and encodes 287 amino acids. The record is from RefSeq and is a predicted model, not a curated record. Lineage: Eukaryota; Viridiplantae; Streptophyta; Magnoliopsida; Lamiales; Lamiaceae. Gene Ontology annotation, biological process: protein refolding. Gene Ontology annotation, cellular component: cytoplasm. The transcript is spliced from 5 exons.